Molecule: messenger RNA, 1569 nt
Organism: Zasmidium cellare ATCC 36951
Lineage: Eukaryota; Fungi; Ascomycota; Dothideomycetes; Mycosphaerellales; Mycosphaerellaceae
Exons: 2
Coding region: 1-1569 (522 amino acids)
Molecular function (GO): oxidoreductase activity, acting on paired donors, with incorporation or reduction of molecular oxygen; monooxygenase activity; heme binding
Source: RefSeq, a predicted model, not a curated record
AUGGGCCUUGAAAGAUUCCUCGUGCUGGCCAGCGUCCUUGCGCCGGUAUGGCUCGUUCUUUACUACGUUCUCCCCUAUUUCACGACCUACAAACACCUUCAACACAUUCCCGGGCCCGUGGUCGCCAAGUUCAGCAAUAUCUGGGUGGCUUUGGGAGCGCGGAAUGGCAAGAAGUUUGCGUGGGUGGAUUGGGCUCAUCGCAAGUAUGGUCCAGUAGUGAGAAUUGGCUUCAACCAUGUCUCGAUUGCACAGCCGGAAGGUCUGCAGACUGUCUAUGCGCAUGGAAAUGGCUUUCUCAAAGACCACUUCUACGAAGCGUUUGUUUCAGGUGUGCCCGGGGUCUUCAACGUGCGAGAUCGAGUCGAGCACACUCGCAAGCGCAAAAUCAUUGCCCAUGCCUUUUCUCCGGGCGCAGUCCACGCAUUCGAGACACAUAUGGCCGACAAUCUCCGGCGCUGGAUAAGGCAACUCGAUCGCAUCGCCUCGUAUCCUACCAAGAGUAACGGCUUCGCUCAGAUCAACAUGAUGCCUUGGUGUACCUACAUUGCGUUCGACAUCAUCGGAGAUCUUGCUUUUGGAGCUCCAUUCGGCAUGGUCGACAAGGGUCGUGAUGAGUGCGAGGCCCAGCUUGAGCCUCAUGGUCCCAUAGUGCUGGCUCCAGGUGCCGAGACACUCAAUCGAAGAGGAGAAGUCAGCUCGACGUUGGGUUUGAUGCUGUCCCUUCGACCGUGGGCAAAGUAUCUGCCGGAUCCAUUCUUCUCCAACGGCCUCAAGUCAGUCAAGAACCUUCAUGGGAUCGCUGUUGCCGCCGUAUCAAAGCGAUUGGACGCAAACGAGAAGGCGGAGAAGGGUCAGAAGCAGCGAAACGACAUCCUCGACAUGUUGGUCCAAGCCAAAGAUUCGAAAGGAAAUCCCAUGCCACGGGAUGAACUCAUCUCGGAAGCUCUUACGCAGCUGAUCGCAGGCAGUGACACCGUCUCGAACACUGCUUGUGCCGUCUUUUACUGGAUCCUGCAUGGCGAACGUGCUGCUCCAGGGACCAUCAUCCCGCGACUGCAGGCUGAGCUUGAUGCGGCAAUUCCAGAGUCUGCUGACAUCGCAUCACACGCUGAAGUCAAGAGCCUUCCGUUCCUGAGGAGGUGCAUCGAUGAGGCCAUAAGAUUGCACUCCACAUCGGCUAUCGGCCUUCCGAGGAUCGUAACGUCGGCGACUGGAGUACAACAUCAAGACACGCUCUUUCCAACUGGCACGGUACUCUCAGUGCCGAGCUACACCAUCCAUCACGAUGCCGAAGUUUGGGGAGAUGAUGUGGACGAGUUCAAGCCAGACAGAUGGCUUCCAGGAAACCUGACACCCAGGCAGAAGAUCUGCUUCAAUCCCUUCUCUUUCGGGCCCAGAGCCUGCGUUGGACAAAAUGUCGCGCACAUGGAGCUGGCGCUGAUUGUGGGGACUGCGUUCCAUCGGUAUGAGUUCGAGCUGUAUCAGCAGGUGCUGGAAUCGCACGAGGGUUUUUCGAAGAAGCCAGACGAAUGCUGGCUUGGCAUUCGUAAGAGAGCAACGCAAGUAUAA